Leptopilina heterotoma is the source of this 3133-nucleotide messenger RNA. RefSeq names its product puromycin-sensitive aminopeptidase-like. Gene Ontology annotation, molecular function: zinc ion binding; metalloaminopeptidase activity; peptide binding. The record is from RefSeq and is a predicted model, not a curated record. Lineage: Eukaryota; Metazoa; Arthropoda; Insecta; Hymenoptera; Figitidae. The coding region runs from base 448 to 3042 and encodes 864 amino acids. The transcript is spliced from 4 exons. Gene Ontology annotation, biological process: proteolysis; peptide catabolic process. Gene Ontology annotation, cellular component: cytoplasm.
AAAAAAAUUACCGAAAAAUAAUUAAAAAUUAAAAAAAUUGAAUUAAAAAUAAAUUAAAAUUAUAGUUUUAAUUUUUAAUUAUUUUUCGGUAAUUUUUUUCAUAUAUGAAAAAAUGAGGGACUAACUCUGCUGGGGCUCGAAAUCCAGAAGCUAAUAAAAAAUUGUAAACAUGAUAAUUUUUAAAUAUAAAUAUUUUUGAAUUAAAAAAUAUUUUUAAAAUAUAAAAAAAAAUUUAAAGUAAAAUUUCACCAACUGUCAUUUUGAAAUUUGUAUUUUUAAACCGCGCUGAAAAAUCAAUUAUACUCUAGCGUUACUUUUAUGAACUUGCGAGAGAACUCGACUCAAAAUAGUCAUAAUAUUUGUUUUUUAUUUUCUUUAUGUAUUACAUUUUCAUUUUUUAAUUAAAAUUUGUUACGAUUUGGUUUACUUGUGUUUUUAUAAACAAAUAUGUCGACGAAAAAGGGAGAAUUUCAAAGACUACCCUUAAAUAUUUCGCCGUAUCAUUAUAAUAUUACUUUGUUGCUUGAUUUCGAGAAUUUCACAACUACCGGAGAGCAAUAUGUUUACAUUGAUGUGAAAGAAUCGACAAAUAAUGUAAUUUUAAAUUCAGUGAAUAUCGACAUUAAUUAUGCGGCUUUUCAAAAUGAAAAUGGAGACACUUUAUCAUCGAAAGAAAUUAUUUUCAAUUCAGAGGAAGAAAAAGUAACGAUAUUUUUUCAUGAAAAUCUCUCAGUUGGAAAAAAUGGAUAUUUACAUUUUAAGUUCCAAGGAAAAAUCAGUGACACCCUAAAGGGUUUAUAUCGUAGCAAACAUAUUGGGGCAGAUGAAAAUAUUACUUACACAGCAAUAACACAAUUUGCACCAACAGAUGCAAGACGUUGUUUUCCUUGUUGGGAUGAACCAAUAAUUAAGGCCACAUUCGAAUUAACUUUAGAAAUUCCAAAGGCAUUCUCCGCCAUUUCCAAUAUGCCACUGAAGACAAAAACAACAAGAGGCGAGAAGACAGAAAUUUAUAAAUUCGACAAAUCGCCAAAAAUGUCAACAUAUCUCCUCGCCUUCGUUGUCGGUGAUUUCGAUCACAUAGAAUCAAAAUCCUCUGACAAUAUUCUCACAAAAAUCUACACACCCAAGGGAAAAUCACAAUUGGGAAACUACGCUUUAGACGUGGCAAUAAAAGUCCUACCAUUCUACAAAGAAUACUUCAAAAUAUCCUAUCCACUACCAAAAAUUGAUUUAAUAUCCGUCAUGGAUUUUGCAUUCGGUGGAAUGGAAAAUUGGGGUCUAAUAAUAGCCCGCGAAAUGUGUUUACUAGUCGACAUGGAGAAUACAUCGACAACACGAAAACAAAGAAUCGCUCUUCUCGUAAGUCACGAAAUUGCCCAUCAAUGGUUCGGCAAUCUAGUCACAAUGAAAUGGUGGGACGAUCUUUGGCUCAAUGAAGGUUACGCCUCAUUCGUCGAAUUUCUUUGCGUCAAUCAUUUAUUUCCCGAGUACGAUAUUUGGACACAAUUUGUCACAAAUACAUAUAUUCCAGCUCUCGAAUUGGACGCACUAAAAAAUACCCAUCCAAUUCAAGUGCCAAUAAAUCAUCCAUCAGAAAUCGAUGAGAUUUUCGACGCCAUUUCGUACAAUAAAGCGGCGAGUAUAAUUCGAAUGUUGCACGCAUUCAUUGGCGAUGAUAAUUUCAAGAAGGGAAUGAAUAUUUAUUUGGAGAGAUUUUCUUAUAAAAAUGCCGAGACAGAGGAUCUUUGGGAGGCUCUAGAGGAGGCGAGUGGUUUGCCAGUGAGGCAAAUAAUGCCAACUUGGACGAAACAAAAGGGUUUUCCGAUUUUGGACAUAAAUCAUCAUUGGCAGGACUGUGAUUUAAUUUUGACACUCACACAGCGUCGAUUCUUCGUCGAUGGCACACGGGACGUGGAGAAUAAUCUUUGGGUGAUACCAGUGCAAAUAAGUCUGGGAAAGAGGGAAAAAAUCAUGAGUAGUGUCAUGGACGAGAAGAAGAAGGAAAUUGUUAUUAAGAACAUUAGUCGAAGUACUUGGAUUAAGGUGAAUUCGGGAACGAUCGGUUAUUAUCGAACGAAAUAUAGUUCGGAGUUGUUGGAACUUUUGAUAAGUGCAAUAAAAAGUAGGGAAUUGCCUCCGCUGGACAGAUUGGGAAUUUUGAAUGAUACCCUGGCAUUUGCUCGCGCUGGCGAAACGACAACGGUGGACGUUCUGAAAUUACUGCAAUCGUUUCAAUUCGAAAUUAACGCCACCGUCUGGUCGAGUAUUAUCGCCUGCUUCGACGAAAUUGGCCUUCUGGUGAAUAACCAGGAAUUUGAGAGUUCUUUCAAGUCCUUCGGACGAUCGAUUCUGAGAACUAUUUACACGAAACUCGGUUGGGACUCGAAGACGAAUGAAAAUCAUCUCGAUACGAUUUUACGACCCUGUAUCAUUGAGAAAAUGAUAUUCCUCGAGGAUGAGGAAAUUAUCAAUGAGGCGAAAAAGAAGUUCAAACUACAUCUCACAGGAAAAUGUAUUUUACCCCCAGAUCUGAAAAAUCCAGUCUAUAAAGCUGUACUUCUUGUGGGCGACAAUGAAACCCUCGAAACGAUGUUGAAAUUAUAUCGUGAAUCCGAUUUGCAGGAGGAAAAAUCAAGAAUUUUGAAAGCAAUCGGUACAGUGAGAGACGAGCAUCUAAUUAUUAAAGUUUUGGAUUUUUUAAUAUCCCCCGAAGUUCGUUCGGCGGACACUGUUCUUGCGAUUUCCUCCGUCACAUUAACGCAGAAUGGUCGAUUUCUAGUUUGGGAAUUUUUCAAAAAAAAUUGGAAACUAUUUUCCGAACGCUAUAAUGGAAGUUAUUUGUUUCCGAAUUUGGUGAAAUAUGUGACGGAGCAUUUCUCCACUGAGGAUAUGGCCAGGGAGGUUGAGGAAUUUUUUGAAAAUAAAUCAAAGGCGAGUAUCGAACGAGCCAUUUUACAGGGUGUCGAGUGUAUUCGAUUGAAUUCCGCUUGGUUGAAUCGCGAUAAGGAGGCGAUGAGAAUUUUUUUGAAUUCACAAUAGAUUUUUUUUACAAUUUUUGAUUCCUAGAAGUUUUGAACGUUCAGAAAUAAGGGAAAUUUAUUUUCUAUUUUAUGUUGAAAAAUUUUGAAUC